CGGAGGCCGGGCGGGAGGCGGCGCUGCGGGCGGAGGCCGGGCGGCCGGGCGGGGGUGCGAAGGGCAGCCGCUGUUUUGCGGCUCGGGCUGAAGAUGGCGGCUGAGGGCGGGGGGAAGGAGCUGAACGAGAUCAAGUCGCAGUUCCGGACCCGGGAGGGCGCCUACAAGCUGCUGAGCCUGUCGGAGUACAGCCGCCCGAACCGGGUGCCCCUCAGCGCCACCCAGGGCACCAACCCGGUGCGGGUGUCCAUGGUCAACGUGCGGGACCAGAGCGGCAGCGGCGACCGCAUCUGCUUCAAUGUGGGCCGGGAGCUCUACCUCUACCUGUACCGGGGCCCCAGGAAGGCAGCAGAUCUAAGUAAACCCAUUGACAAGCGUAUAUACAAAGGGACACAGCCCACCUGCCACGAUUUUAACCAGUUUACUGCCACACCCGACAGCGUCUCGCUUGUAGUUGGCUUCUCCGCAGGUCAAGUCCAGUAUCUGGAUCCGAUCAAGAAGGAAACCAGCAAAUUGUUCAAUGAAGAGAGGUUCAUCGACAAGACCAAGGUAACCUGCCUAAAGUGGAUGCCAGAGUCUGAGAGCCUCUUCCUGGUCGCCCACACCAGCGGCAACCUCUACCUCUACAACGUGGACCAUCCAUGCGGCACCACCGCCCCCCACUAUCAGCCACUGAAGCAGGGGCCUGGCUUCGCUGUGUACACCUGCAAAAGCAAGUCCAGCCGCAACCCGCUGCUGAAGUGGUCGGUGGGCGAGGGCGCGCUGCACGAGUUCGCCUUCGCCCCCGACGGCAAGCACGUGGCGUGCGCCAGCCAGGACGGCAGCCUGCGGGUCUUCCACUUCGAUUCAAUGGAGCUGUACGGUGUGAUGAAGAGCUACUUUGGGGGCUUGCUGUGCGUGUGCUGGAGCCCGGAUGGCCGCUACAUCGUGACGGGGGGUGAGGAUGACCUGGUGACAGUCUGGUCCUUCUGGGACUGCCGGGUGAUCGCGCGGGGUCACGGUCACAAGUCCUGGGUCAGCGUGGUGGCCUUUGACCCUUACACGAGUUGCGUGGACGAAGGGGACCCACCUGAGUUCAGUGGCAGCGAUGAGGACUUUCAGGAGCACGCUCCACUUGCCCGCAAUCGCACGAACAGCACUUUAUCCAGACUCUCCAAGCACAAUUCCACGGAUGGACGGGGAACCAGCGUGACCUACCGUUUUGGCUCCGUGGGCCAGGACACUCAGUUUUGCCUGUGGGAUUUGACGGAAGACAUCCUUUUCCCCCACCAGCCCCUCUCGCGGGCUCGGACGCACACGAACGUGGUGAAUACCGCGGUCCCUGGCUCCCUCAGCGGCGGAAGCCUCACCAGCGGCCUCGUACUGGAGGCUGGCACCGCCAACUCUGUCCCGCACUCGCUCUCCCGCUCGAACAGCCUGCCGCACCCGGCAGUGACAAAUGCCAACAGCAAGGCCCAUGGGGACGGGGGCAUCCCCUUUAGCAUCAGCAAGUUUGCCACGCUGGCUCACCACGAGCGCAAGGAUAAGAGUGCGGAGAAGGACCACAAACGGAACCACAGCAUCGGGCACGUCAUCAGCAAGAGCAACGACAAGCUGCACAUGGUUACGAGGAACAAAGCUGAUCCGGCAAAGACUUUGGGAACCACUUUGUGUCCCCGCAUGGAUGAGGUGCCCUUGCUGGAGCCUCUAGUGUGUAAAAAGAUUGCACAUGAGAGACUAACAGUGUUGAUAUUCUUGGAAGACUGCAUAGUCACUGCCUGCCAAGAAGGCUUCAUUUGCACGUGGGCACGGCCAGGUAAAGUGGGUUUACUGUCGGCACAGAAUCAAGCUAAUUCACCGAGUGGGACUGUGGUGUAGUUGGAGUCUGCUGUGGAAGUACAGUCAGUUGUGUGCUGCCAGGGCUCUGCCAGUAUCUAGGCAUUUGCCCGUUGUCUGUCAGAGCUGCUACUGCAUCAGUGGUCCCAGUUCUUGGAUAAGGAAUGCCCAAGCUGACCAGUCACGAGCCGAAAUGGACUCCUUUAUUUAUUAAUAUGUUCAACACUAAAUCCUGCCGUGGAUUUGAACCUCAGAUCACUUCUAAUUUAUGAAACUGUACAGUUAAAUUGUAACCCAGAGAGCAAAAUCAGGAGCUUUAUCAGUGUCUUACUACAAAUAGAUUAUUAUAUAUUGUGCAAAUAGACAAAGAUUCAAAGAAACUAACUGAGGACAGGCAGUCUGUGUAAUUCUCAUUGCAGUCUCGAAUGUGAGCACUGAGCAAUACAUAUCCCACGAGUGUCAGGAAUAGGUUUUGAUCGAAAACAAGUCCUAAUUUUUGGAAAUGUUCAUCUCUGAUCGGGUGUGGAAUAAACAUGAGCAAUAGAAGGCUUAACAGAGCAAUAUGCUUUUGCCACUGUUUGGGGAAUGAGCAAUGUAGAGUUGAUGGUCACCUUUUUAUUUGCACUUGAUCAAAUUCUACAUGACUGAAUUGUAAUGAAGUUCACGGUGCCAUUACCUCUGGCUAUAAAUAUUGUACAUGCAGUGAUUUGCAAAAAGAUAACAAAUGACUGGUUUCACCUUUAUUAAAAUAUUUAAAAUAUG
Pristis pectinata (smalltooth sawfish) is the source of this 2577-nucleotide messenger RNA. Its product is annotated as WD repeat-containing protein 20-like. Bases 94 to 1857 code for a protein of 587 amino acids. Gene Ontology annotation, molecular function: protein binding. The transcript has 4 exons. The record is from RefSeq and is a predicted model, not a curated record. NCBI's taxonomy places the organism in Eukaryota, Metazoa, Chordata, Chondrichthyes, Rhinopristiformes, Pristidae.